CUACCUCUUCUCCUUUUUGCAUGCAAUGGGAUGCCCACAAACGAACCAAUUCCCACCCAUUAUCUCUCAUCUUCUCUCCUUCAUCAAUCAUCAUCUCAAUGGCGAUGCCCGUCCCGUUUAGUUACCGUUGGUUGUUGCUAUCAGAGUAUUAAUUUAAUUAUCACUUUGACUGCUCGGAAAGCCAUACUUGAAUCUUGAUAUACUAGUCCUUUAUUCUCUCUCUUUCCCGCUUUUUUAUUCUCUGCCGACUUUCUUCUUCUUCCCCGAAGUUCAUUCCUUUCUCGAAUUUGAAUCAAAACCCAGGUCAGGGUUCUCCUCUCCUUUGCUCCAAUCCCACCUGGGUCGGUCUCGGCAUUGCCUGAUUUGCUUUCCCUCCCCUGCCUCCCUCCAUUUUCUCCGGUGAGCUGUCACAGAGGAGGAAAAAAGAGUUUUUGUUUAGCUGUUUCUAUCUUCUGAUUCUUUCUUUUGGUUGUUAGUUUGCUCUCGCGUUUGGUAUGCGUGUCUAUAUUUAGAUUCUUGGCUUGCUAGCCCUGGUUUUGGAUUCCCUUAUUUUCUGGACUUCGCUUUGCCCGCACUCUAAUUCUUUAUUAUUUUUUUCCAUUCCCGUCCCACUAGGGCGAUUUUCCGGCUAAGUUCUUACCGACGAUGAUGGCGGAGGAUUUCGCGAGAUCAGUUGAGGACGGGCUGAAGCUGUCGAAGCGGAUAUACUUCGGCAAGGACAGAGCCGUAGCUCCUCCCAACAUUCCGGUGAUGAUGGACAAAUCCCUAAUGGAAGCUCUCCUCCCGAAGUCGCCCAUGGUCUACGCCGUUAUCUCCAACCCUGGUAUCGUCGAUAACCCUGACAUACCUAGCUACCAGCCUCACGUGCAUGGUAGGUGCGAUCCCCCAGCUCUCAUCCCGCUCCAGAUGAAUCGGAUCGAACUUCAGGCUGAUUGCUUCUUCGACAAUGUCUUCGUCCAAAUAAUCGGAUCCUGGCGGGUUCAUUGUAUCAUGGGAAGCAAGAGCUGCGAUUGCCGUAUUGCCCUUCCUAUGGGCGAACAGGGUUCAAUUCUAGGUGUCGAGGUGGAGGUUCAUAUGAAGUCAUAUUCUACUGAGAUAAUUGCAGCGGAAGACAACAAGGAUGGGGAUAAAGAAGUCCGCCCUGAAAAUGGCAGCUAUCUCAAACCCAACAUAUUUACACUCACAAUCCCAAAGGUUGAUGGGGGUGCCAUACUUUCAGUUAGAGCUAGUUGGAUGCAGAAAUCAGUAUUCAAGAAUGGAGAAUUUUGGAUAGGAGUUCCAUUUAGCUUCCCAGAGUAUGUCACUCCAUUUGCAAAGAAGCUACCCAAGAAGGAGAAGAUACUCUUGAAUGUGAACUCUGGUUCUGGAACUGAGAUUGUAUGCAAAUAUACCAGUCAUCCUUUGAAGGAAGUCAGAAGAGAAUCUGGGAAGUUGUCUUUCGCUUAUGAAACUGAAGUUCUCAUUUGGACGCACAAUGAUUUCAAUUUCUCGUAUGCGGUCUCGUCAAGCCAUAUAUUUGGUGGUUUGCUUUUGCAAUCACCAUCUGUGCAUGAUGCUGAUCAAAGAGAGAUGUUCUCUGUGUACCUCUUUCCUGGAAGCAGGCAGAGCAUGAAGGUCUUCAGAAGAGAGGUCGUAUUUGUUAUUGAUAUAAGUGGAAGCAUGGAAGGAAAGCCAAUUCAGGCUACGAAGAAUGCAAUUUGUACUGCCCUCAACAAGCUUGAACCUAAGGAUUCAUUCAAUAUAAUAGCUUUCAAUGGAGAAAGUUAUGUCUUUUCAUCACUCUUGGAAGCUGCAACUGAAAACACAAUCGAGAAGGCUUGCCAAUGGAUUAAUUCAAACUUUUUAGCCGGUGGGAGUACAAAUAUUUCACAAGCCCUAGAUAAGGCAAUAGAGAUGGUCUCCAACAGUAGUGGUGCAAUCCCUCUCAUAUUCCUUGUGACUGAUGGGACUGUUGAAGAUGAAAGACACAUUUGUGAAGUAAUUAAAAGUCGACAAACUUUUGGGGGAACGAUAUCUCCACGGAUACACACUUUUGGCAUUGGGUUGUACUGCAAUCAUCAUUUUCUGAGGAUGCUUGCAAUCCUUGGCAGAGGAGGAAAUGAUGCUGCUUAUGAAGUAGAUUCCAUCGAGACUAGACUGCAAAGUUUCUUCAGCAGAGGUUUGUCUACUGUUCUUGCCAAUAUAUCACUGGAGGCAGUGGAUAAUGAAGUUGAGACAUAUCCUUCCCGACUCCGAGAUCUUUCAUGUGAAGAACUGUGGACCAUAUCUGGUAGGUAUGUUGGAAAUUUACCGGAGUUCGUGAGAGUUGAAGGUGUUUUAGGGGACUUCAGUAAAUUUGUUGUGGACUUGAAGACACGUACUGCGAAGGACGUUCCUUUGGACAAGGUAUUUGCAAAGCAGCAGAUUGAUAUACUAACGGCCCAGGCAUGGUUUUCAACAAGUAAACAGCUAGAGGAGAAGGUUUCCCAAAUCAGCAUACAAACAGGAGUUGCAUCUGAAUACACACGCAUGUCGAUAUUGGAAACGCAGAGAGUGUACCAAUCCUCCGAACCGCCUGCUGGGCGCAAGGGUUCAAAGAAAGCCAACGCGGAGAAGGAAGAAACAAAGACUCAGAGGAGAGUAAUGCUGCCAAGCCUGGGGAUCGGGUUCGGAAGCUUGACAGCAACCAUGGAGAACAUACCACCAGGGACCGAGGAACCGAGGUUGCCAGAGGCAGCCGAGAUGAUGAUAAAGGCGGCCUCGAACUGCUGCGAGAGGUUGUACGGCCACUGCUGCUGCAUGUGCUGCGUCCAGUGCUGUUCCAGAAUGAACAACCAAUGUGCAGUAGCCUUGACCCAGCUCUGCAUGGCUCUAUCGUGUUUCGGCUGCUUCGAGUGCUGCGCCGCGAUAUGUUGCCCCGCGGAACAGUGAUUGAUUAAGCCAGUUGGUAUUUGUUCUGUUUUUUCCAUCUUCUUCUGUUUGUGCAGUCAGUGAGCAAACUAGAGAAAAACAGAACCCUCCACCUCAUUUUACUGUAUAUUGGUGCUGUUGGUGGCUGUUCUCUGUCGAGGAUGGACCUUGUUGAAGACGCGCGGUGUAUAGUAGAGGGGCAAGUGAUUAGUGAAAGGGAGAAAGCCUAUGAUUAUUUGUCAAAAUAUCAACUUGUUUAUGCGUCAUAAACAAUGCACUCAAAAGCGUGAUUCUACUUAGAAGCGGUGGGUGACCUAGAAGCGUAAAAUCAUAAGCUUUUAAGUUUUAAAGCGUAGAUGUAGAAUCGUUUUGGUGACCUAAAACGCUUUUAAAUUUUAAAUUGCGAUUUUGACUGCAUUGGUCAUAAAGCAAAUAGGAGUAGAAUAGGGCCAAAUUUGCAUGUCGACUGCCACUGACAAAUGUGCUUUGUGGCCAAUAUAAAGUCUAUAACCUGAUUAAAACUGUGGAAAGGGGAUAGGGAGAAUGUUCAUACUGACCUGGAUCCCACUUUGAGGUUUGAUUUAUGUCCUCUUCCUAUCCUUUUUCUUAUGAUCUUCUUUCCCUAACUUUUACUUAUUUUUAUGUGUUAUUUCUUCUCUUCAUAUCAUAACCUACUUGUUCACGAUCAUCACCUACUUGUUAUUUCUUUUGUUCAUACAAAGAAAAAAAAAGUUGUGUUCUCUCACCAGAAAUUUUAAGUGUUUGAUCUCUUUUCAUACGAAUCGAAUUCGAUGUGAUCGCUCACAAGUCACAACAACAACAACGGAAACUUACAAUUUUGGGAGAAUCUCACAUCCUAUGGCUUAUAGUUAUUGUCAUGACUUCAUGUGCUGUUUCCUUUUCCCCACGAAAGGAAAUGGCUUCAGCCAUGGCUGUAUAGGGCAAGUCUUGCUUCUCUUGGAAAAGCAAAUACUCAGCACGACAAGUUAGGCAUAUUUUUCUUUCUGCCUUAGGUUAUACAAUGACAACUGCCCAAAAAUAAUCUCAAGGGUGUAGGUAUCUUUCAAUCUCUGCCUCUCCUUUGGAUUAGCAUAGCUCACUGGAGCCACUCACUUCUACUUGAAUCCAAAUAUAACUAAGGCCAUCCAUCCACCGUCAUCGUUGGGUCUCUUCCAUUAAUUCGUAUUAUUAGGACCAGAUAGGUUACAAAAUAUCAUGCUUUGGGUUACUUUUUAUGAGAAUGUUAUGACGAGAAUUUGAAAAACAAGUUUGCCGAAUAACUCAAAUUAUCGAUAAGUUUUCAAAUUAUGACGAGAACGUUAUCGAGCGCAUGUGAUUGAUGGCGACUAACUAGGGUAUAAAAUGUCAGAUUUUAAUUAGUGCAUUUUGAAUAACGCUUUUGUUAUGCUAGCUCGCGGCAAUGAUAACACUGAUGAUCAUCUUUCUUCUAACUAUGAUGGUCACCGAUUAAUCUUCGCAAUCAAUUAAGCAAGCAUGAUUAUUUUGGAAGGAAACAAACUUCUCAACAAUGUGGGGAAAAAAACAAUAUCCUAUAACUAACUAAUGUUAAUGUUUUAUAGAGCACAAUAGUCUGACUUUAGCUACUCAAUCCACCCAAAAUCCAUCAUGAUUCAUGCAAAUAUAUUUAAAUCACAUUCGUUACGUAUCCCAAUCCCUACCGAAUCAUGUUAAUUAAGUUAAAGUUUGAAGUAUACGUCAAUCUUGCAAGCAAUUUAUGUAGAAUUAUUGAAGCUGACUUUCAUAGGAAUAGAUAUCUUCCACCAGAUCACAAAUACAUAGUCAAAUUAAAGAAUAAAUGAAAAUCGUGAAAUUCUAACCAAACCUUCUUAAUUCAUUCUCAUAGUUUUUAAGCUUCCAAUUAUAUGAAACUUGGAAAACAAGUUUUUUUCUGACUUUACUUAUAAAAUAAAAUUGUACAAACACG
Messenger RNA from Linum trigynum, 4834 nucleotides. Lineage: Eukaryota; Viridiplantae; Streptophyta; Magnoliopsida; Malpighiales; Linaceae. The record is from the annotation of a GenBank genome assembly.